Molecule: messenger RNA, 246 nt
Organism: Charadrius vociferus (killdeer)
Lineage: Eukaryota; Metazoa; Chordata; Aves; Charadriiformes; Charadriidae
Gene: LYRM2
Product: LYR motif containing 2
Exons: 3
Coding region: 1-246 (81 amino acids)
Cellular component (GO): mitochondrion
Source: RefSeq, a predicted model, not a curated record
AUGCCGCGCCUUUCGUUAAAGGCGUUCCUGCGGCGGCAGCAGGUCCUGCAGCUCUACAGGGGCAUCCUGCGGGCCCUGCGCCACGUCCCCGCCGAGGAAGAUCGCCGCUACUUAAAGGACUGGGCCAGGGAGGAAUUCAGGAGAAAUAAAGAUGCUACGGAAGAGGAUGCAAUCAGGAUGAUGAUUACUCAAGGCAACAUGCAACUUCGGGAACUUCAAAGAACCCUUAAGCUGGCAAAAUCCUGA